Molecule: messenger RNA, 1249 nt
Organism: Cuscuta epithymum
Lineage: Eukaryota; Viridiplantae; Streptophyta; Magnoliopsida; Solanales; Convolvulaceae
Source: the annotation of a GenBank genome assembly
CCAAAGUUGAUUAUUUUAGCACAUGGAUGCAAGGAAAAAGCAUAUUCCCUUUUUCUUCUCCUGCCUUUUCUCCUACCCCGCUGGGCUGCUCUGUAUUUUUCUAUUCUUCUUUUUUUCCUCAUCUCCAAAAUAGCAAUUUUCAUGUUUUGUUUAUCACAGUAGCUGCCAUAAACACAAAACAAGGAAGUUUAUUUCAGACAAGCCUCCAAGGACUGGACUGGACUGGACUAGCAGAGACCUCCAAAACCCUAAUCUUGAAUCUCCGUCUCUGCUUUCAACUACAUUUCGCUGAUCUACCAAGUUCAACUUACUGAGCUCUGUUUCUGCCAGCGCACUUCUACGCGUAAAAAUGUCUUAUUCCAGUGGCUUCGCUGUGACGCGCAAUCACGGAGCAGACCGAUUCUACAACCCGCCGGCGGUGCGACGGAUGCGCCAGCAGACGGUGUUACAGCAGCAGCAGCCGCGGCUUCAGGUGCAGAGGCCGCAGCAGAAUGGAGCGAAUGGGGAAAUUGCAACUUCUGAGCCGGAGGACCGGACUGAAUCCGACGAUUCGAUCACCGCAUUCUCCAAACCAUCACCUGUCCCCUCCUCUUCUCCCGAGCCGCCUAUGAACAUCACCAACUUGGAUCGUUUGAUGGAAUCGGUUACUCCCUUCGUGCAAGCUCAGCAACUAUCUGAGGCAAUUGUAAGAGGAAACAGAACUCUUGAAGCCGAAGCGAAUUCAUUCUUUUACCUUGAGGAUCUCUGGGAGUCUUUGAGAGAGUGGAGUGUGUAUGGAGUUGGCGUGCCCCUGUUGUUGAAUGAGAAGGACCGUAUUAUUCAGUAUUAUGUUCCAUUCUUGUCUGGCAUACAGCUGUACAUAGACCCAUUGAAGUCAUCGUCUCAGCCAAGGAUAUCUGGUGAAGAGAGUAAUGUUGAGUCACUAAAAAAACCUAGUUAUGAUGAUGCGAAAUGGAACCAGCACAACCAAUUACAUGCAAAUUCCCAACAACCAAACAGGACCUCAAAGAGAGACCUAUCUGUAACGAGCUUGAAUGCUGAUGAAUCUGAAAUUAGCAAUCCUUCCGGAGUUCUCUUGUUUGAAUAUUUGGAGCAAGAACAGCCAUAUAAUCGCAGGCCAUUGACUGACAAGAUAAUGGACCUAGCAUCUCAAUAUCCAGAGUUGAAGAACUGCAAGAGCUGUGAUUUGAUGCCCUCAAGUUGGAUAUCUGUUGCUUGGUAUCCAAUAUAUAGAAUACCCAUAGGCCAC